Molecule: messenger RNA, 1809 nt
Organism: Eimeria necatrix
Lineage: Eukaryota; Apicomplexa; Conoidasida; Eucoccidiorida; Eimeriidae
Product: Arv1-like protein, related
Exons: 1
Coding region: 1-1809 (602 amino acids)
Biological process (GO): intracellular sterol transport; regulation of plasma membrane sterol distribution; sphingolipid metabolic process
Cellular component (GO): Golgi apparatus; cortical endoplasmic reticulum
Source: RefSeq, a predicted model, not a curated record
AUGUUUCCCACGCGCUCUGCGGCAAACCUGGAGCUCACUGGGGAGCAGCAGCAGCAGCAGCAGCAGCAGCAGCAGCAGCAGCAGCAGCAGCAGCGGGGCCGGCUGGUUUGCAUAGAAUGCGGGGCGCCGGUGGACUGCAUCUACCGGGCCUUCCCUCCUGGCUCUGACAACAUCCGUUUGGUUUGCUGCAGCAGCUGCAGCAAACUGGCAGACCCUUAUCUGCAGCACGACUCGCUGCUGCUGUCGCUGGACUUGCUGCUGCACAAGCCCCAGGUGUACAGACACCUGCUCUACAACCGCAAACCCCACACCAGAGGAGUAGUGCCCCACAGCAUUAUUAAGUUUACAAUUGCAUGCGUUUUCUUUGACGCUUAUUUGGAGUGGUUUUUGCUGCACUCCCCGCAGCAGCAGCAGCAGCAGCAGCAGCCGCAGCAGCAGCAGCAGCGAGAGCAGCGCGCCGACGCCGACCACGCCGGCUUCAGCAGCAGCAGCAGCAGCUGCUGCUGCUGCGAGAGUGACGGCCCCCCGGCUGCGUGCGACCAGCAGCAGGAUGUGCCCGCUGCUGCUGUCGCUGCGGAGCUGCAGCAGCAGCAGCAGCAGCAGCUGCUGCAGCAGCACAAACAGAACCGAAGCAGGAGCGCCUUCAAGCGCCCGUCCGUGCUAGCUUUGCUGGCAUGCGGCUUUGCUGCUGUUUUCUCCCCGAGUAGCAAGUACUGCAGCAGCAGCAGCAGCAGCAGCAGCAGCAGCAACUUAGUUCAUAGCUGUCACAUCGCAGCCGACAGUCGCCCGCUGCUGCUGCAGGAGAACUACCACAAUGUAGCAGCAGCAGCAGCAGAUAGCGCCCUCGACGAGUCUGAGGACUGGGAGGGCUUCCGCUGCAGCAGCAGCAGCAGCAGCAGCAGCAGCAGCAGCAGCGUGGGCGAGGGGAACACAAGGGAUUCAUUUUGGUGCUCUUCUCCGCAGCUGGAGGACCAGCAGCAGCAAGAGCAGCAGGAGCAGCAGGAAGAGGAGGACGAGGAGGACGACACUGAGCAGCAGCAGCAGCAGCAGCAGCAGCAGCAGCAGCAGCAGCAGGGGCUGUGGGGCCCGGGCGAAGCAGCCCUGGGGGAGCCCGCUCUGGGGUGGCUGCUGUCUUCUUCAACAGCAGCAAUUGAGCAGCAGCUGCUCGUGCUGCUGUCUUCUGCUUCCGAGUUGUUUUCUUUUCUGGGCACUGCUGUGCUGCUGACGCGGCUUUACGUGGCCUUCCGACGCAGGCGCAACAAAGCUGCUGCUGCUGCUGCUGCUGCUGCUGCUGCUGCUGCUGAGGCGGCGGCAAAGGGCGCGCCGACGGCGGCAGCAGCGCCAGCAGCGGCACUAGCAGCACCCGCCGCAGCAGCAGCGCCAGCAGCAGCAGCGCCAGCAGCAGCAGCAGCAGCAGCAGCAGCAGCAGCGCCAGCAGCAGCAGCAGCAGCAGCAGCAGCAGAGGGGGAGGAGUUCGAACUGGGAGUGCUGCUGACUGCGCUGGGGCUUUCUUUGUACAGCAAAUUGGGCACGCUGCUGAUAAUGGCCUGGCAAGAAGCUUUGCUGCUGCGGCAUUGUGUUGCACUUUUUUCUUUGAGCAGCAACGCAGUGGCACUUUAUGUUUUUCUUUUUCCUGCUCAUCCUGCUGUUGGUUUGUUGAUUGCUGCUGCUGCUGCAGCAGCAAGAGCGGCGGUCCGCGCCUUCUUCUGGGUCCUGCUGCAGCAGGCCAUUCCCGCUGCUGCUGCUGCUGCUGCUGCUGCUGCUGCCCACGAAACCACCCUAGACCGACUCAUUAGGCUCUUUAUUUGA